AUGAUUCGUGGAACAGCAGCCUGCCCAGACAUUUUGCACAGCCUCAAUGCCAAAGGGGGCGCUAUCUCAAUCCACCACAACUUCUUCUAUGCCGAGGCGCUUGAUCCCUCGUUAAAUCACGACGAGGGUACCGGUGAAGGACUAACUAGGGUCAGCUCAUCGUGGGCUUGGAAGGCGUAA
Parastagonospora nodorum SN15 is the source of this 180-nucleotide messenger RNA. RefSeq lists its product as hypothetical. The record is from RefSeq and is a predicted model, not a curated record. The coding region runs from base 1 to 180 and encodes 59 amino acids. The transcript has 2 exons. Lineage: Eukaryota; Fungi; Ascomycota; Dothideomycetes; Pleosporales; Phaeosphaeriaceae.